AUGUUCAUCCUAACCAAGAUUGCGGAUCUGGUCGAAAUCGCACCAGAAGACUUCCGCAAGAAGAGCAAAGCCGCCAUUGAGGACAACAUUAAUGCGAAGUACGCCAACAAGGUCAUACAGAAAAUUGGUCUUUGCAUCUGCCUCUACGAUCUUCUGUGGACUUCUGAGGGCCUCAUCGGCCAUGGCACAGGCCUCGUCAACGUCAAUGUGGAGUUCAGACUCGUCGUCUUCAGACCCUUCAAGGGCGAAGUCAUGAUUGGAAGAAUUAGAAGUUCGACGCCGGCCGGCAUCAACCUGAGAACCGACUUCUUUGACGAUAUCUUCAUCCCCUUUGAUGAGCUUCCCGAAGGUGCCGAGUUCAACCACUCAGAGCAGCUAUGGAUCUGGAACAUUGAGGACGACAGACUCUUCUAUGAUAAUCACGAAAUGGUCAGAUUCCAGGUCAUCGAUGAAGAGUGGCACGACCAGACACCUGCAGGACCAAGCCAGGGCGAAGAGGCUGCUCCGCCAAAGCCGCCGUACAAGGUGAAGGGCACCAUGGCCAUGGAGGGUCUCGGCGUAUGCCUCUGGUGGGACGGACAGGGCGGCGAAUAG
Messenger RNA from Colletotrichum abscissum, 594 nucleotides. Its product is annotated as RNA polymerase III subunit Rpc25. The transcript has 4 exons. The record is from RefSeq and is a predicted model, not a curated record. Gene Ontology annotation, cellular component: RNA polymerase III complex. Gene Ontology annotation, biological process: transcription initiation at RNA polymerase III promoter; DNA-templated transcription. The coding region runs from base 1 to 594 and encodes 197 amino acids. NCBI's taxonomy places the organism in Eukaryota, Fungi, Ascomycota, Sordariomycetes, Glomerellales, Glomerellaceae.